AUGCGCCGGCACCUGAAGGGCCUUACUCUCUGGGAACACGACGAGAGUCUGGGAACCAACCCUCCUGCAAGUGCCACAACCAAGGCGACCGCGCUCCAAAUGUCCAUCCACCAACGGCACCAGUCUGCUGCGGAUUCCCAGGAUAGUACGACACCUCAGAUCGACAACAGAGACCAGAGACGGAAACGUCACAUCCACGAGAGGGAAAUGGUAUAA
Molecule: messenger RNA, 216 nt
Organism: Coprinopsis cinerea okayama7#130
Lineage: Eukaryota; Fungi; Basidiomycota; Agaricomycetes; Agaricales; Psathyrellaceae
Exons: 1
Coding region: 1-216 (71 amino acids)
Source: RefSeq, a predicted model, not a curated record